Helicoverpa zea (corn earworm) is the source of this 2430-nucleotide messenger RNA. It is a transcript of the gene Pbanr, whose product is annotated as pyrokinin-1 receptor-like. Gene Ontology annotation, cellular component: plasma membrane. The record is from RefSeq and is a predicted model, not a curated record. The coding region runs from base 242 to 1651 and encodes 469 amino acids. The transcript has 6 exons. Gene Ontology annotation, biological process: neuropeptide signaling pathway. Gene Ontology annotation, molecular function: neuropeptide receptor activity. NCBI's taxonomy places the organism in Eukaryota, Metazoa, Arthropoda, Insecta, Lepidoptera, Noctuidae.
ACCUUAGAAGCAUAAAGGUGAGAGCACGGCCGCUGCCGACGCGCGGAUGUUUUCAGUCGCGAGUUGUCCGCGCCGCAACUUUGUCGUUCGGGCGACGCACAAGCGCCCAGUUUCCGCGUCCUACGGUUCAAGUGCGUGUUUAACGUAAAAGUGCUAGUGUUCAAGUUACGCUUUAUAUACGUCAAGAUCGGAUUGUUGAUAAGAUUUUAUUCAUGCUGAUGCUGUGAAAAAAUUAAGUAAAAUGACAUUGUCAGCGCCCCCGAGCAUCGACGACUAUGAAGAUCCGUUCGUGAUGAACACGACGAACGUGACGAGCCACCCCGCCGCCUACGACGAGCAGUACGCGCUCGACCUGGUCGUGCCGCUCACCGUCACCUAUGUCAUCAUCUUCGUGGCCGGCAUCCUGGGAAACACCAGCACGUGUGUGGUCAUAGCCAGGAACCGCUCCAUGCACACCGCCACCAACUUUUACCUGUUCAGUCUAGCAAUAUCAGAUCUCAUAUUAUUAGUAUGUGGCUUACCAUUUGAAGUGCACAGAUUAUGGAAUCCGGACACGUAUCCGUUAGGCGAGGCGCACUGCAUCGCCAUCGGGCUGGCGUCAGAGACGUCAGCCAACGCGACAGUAUUGACAAUAACAGCGUUCACGGUGGAGCGGUACAUAGCGAUAUGUCGGCCCUUCAUGUCGCACACCAUGUCCAAGCUGUCAAGAGCGGUGCGCUUCAUCAUAGCUAUAUGGGUGUUUGCGUUGUGUACCGCCGUGCCCCAGGCGAUGCAGUUCGGUAUAGUGUCGUAUGUGGAUCAUGGGCAGAACGUGAGCGCGUGUACAGUGAAGGGUGUGGGGGUCCAUCAAGUGUUUGUUAUAUCUAGUUUCGUGUUCUUCGUAGUGCCUAUGUCGAUGAUAUCAGUGUUGUACGCGUUGAUAGGCAUUAAGUUACGGACCUCUCGAGUGUUGCAUCCCGUUAAGAAGCUGUCAGUGGAGAGCAAUGAGAGACCUGGUCAGAUGCAGUACAGAAAUGGUGCGUCACAAAGAAGAGUCAUCAGAAUGCUCGUUGCAGUGGCGCUAUCAUUCUUCAUUUGCUGGGCGCCUUUCCACGUACAGAGACUGCUGGCUAUCUACGGGAAAAGCUUGGAGCACCCAUCAGAUACCUUCUACUUGGUCUACAUCGUACUGACGUUUUUAUCGGGGGUACUAUAUUUCCUGUCGACCGCCAUCAACCCCUUCCUAUACAACAUUAUGUCGAACAAGUUCAGAAACGCCUUUAAGGUGACGCUGGCGACAUGGUGCGGUCGAGGCGGGCCCCGAAUGGGCCGUACUUACAGUGCUUUGCUAGCGUCGCAGCGGCUGAGGGCCGGCGGCCCGGGUGCGUGCGCCAGUGUGCGGGGCCCACGGCGUCUGCGCAGGCUCUCCACUGCCACCACACAAUUAUAUGAUGCGCCGCCCCGAGCGCAGGUGAGUGCUACAACGGGCGCGAUCUACCAACCGUUAACGAGUCCCCUAGCGGGAACGGGCACUGGGGCCGAGCGUGGCGGCUACGCAUCCACGACCCCUCCGACUCCGUCGACUCCCCUCGCAGCAUCUCCAACUCCAGUCUUCGCGAGGUUGACGACGAGCUCACCGGCGAGGAGCUGGCCACCUACAUGUACCACGUGAACUGUAACAUCGGCGGACUCACCUGAGACACGUCCGUGUAAGCGACAGUGACCACGCUACGCUCUCCCGAGCAGAACUACAGUGAAGGUAGUACGGCCUAACAGUGUGAUCUAUUUUAUAGACGUUUUUAAGCGAUUUUAAAAUUGUAUAUAAUCCAUUGUUGUCCAUUGUUAGUAACGGCUUUGUUAAUAUUUCAAGGUUUACGUGCACUCGAACGUCCAUUUUGAUGUUAAGUGCUAAUCUGUGUUAGGUGGAAAGAUGAUGGGAAAAUAACGAAAAUAUGUGUCCUUGAGAAUUUAUGUAAUGGAUGGAGUAGCCGUUAAAGCUUACUCUUGGAUAUGUGCCGUGAUUAAGGGUUAAUACCUACCUAUAGAUUUACAAAAUCCCUGAGACUUGCCCACUGUGUCAUAAAGCUGUAAUCUUUGGCACGCACUGCCCAUUAUUCAUCCAAGAAUCUAUUAAUUACGUUAGGGUGACACUUUACCUUAAAUAAUAGUUAGCCGCAUAAAUCUACAGUCAAUAUCCAAAGGUUGGACAUUGUUUUCACGUAAAAUCAUUGUUAAUAACUCACGUAUAUGUAAAGUAUCGAUCAAAACUGUCAGUGAUUUAUACAAAGCGUUUUUAUUUAAUUUUUCGAACAAAGUGAUGUAUGGACUAUAAAUUAAAUGUCUGCAUAGAUAGGUGUAUAAAUAAGUAACUUUAGACUAUAAUACUCUACUGAUAGUUUUAAGGUACGGUGGUUGUAAAAAGUAUGUGCUAAGCACAAUUUAAUAUACCUA